Messenger RNA from Eurytemora carolleeae, 1819 nucleotides. Its product is annotated as tRNA pseudouridine(38/39) synthase. The record is from RefSeq and is a predicted model, not a curated record. Gene Ontology annotation, biological process: mRNA pseudouridine synthesis; tRNA pseudouridine synthesis. Gene Ontology annotation, cellular component: nucleus; cytoplasm. NCBI's taxonomy places the organism in Eukaryota, Metazoa, Arthropoda, Copepoda, Calanoida, Temoridae. Gene Ontology annotation, molecular function: RNA binding; pseudouridine synthase activity. The transcript has 15 exons. Bases 481 to 1800 code for a protein of 439 amino acids.
AAUGUUACAAUGCACGAUGUUUUUUAGAAUUUACAUUUUAUGGAGAAUAUUUUUUAUUUGUCUACUUUUUAGCAAAAAGCUAUUCCUAAAAAGGUCAGAGUCAUUCCAAGGUUUGUUGAAAAAAACACCUAUAAAUAAAAGCUAUUUUAUCUUUAUUCUUGCACAUUAUUCUAUAGCUUUUGGUGUAAUUAUAAUGUUAUUUUGACGCCAUCACAGAGUUAGCAUUUGAAAAUUUUGUUUUAAUACAUUUAAAUUGUCAUUAAUAAAUGGUAGAAUAUUCCCGGAAGACUGUUUGGGGGAGGAUAGGAAGAGGAUGAAAUGAAUGAACAGUUUUGAAAUAAUCAUGAUAGAAACCUCUGGUGGGCGGUUUACAGUUUUUUAAUUGUUCCUAAGUUAAUUCUGAAGAUGCAGAAGAUGAUACCAAAUCUGUGAUAAAAAUAUCAAAAUAAAUCUAAUAAAUUUACAUAUUUCAGAACUAAAAUGAGCGAAUCUAAAAUUAAUGAGUUUAAAUUAGACCCGUUGCAGCUCAAACAGAAAAAGAUACGAACCAACCUAGAGGAUUUAUCUCGAGAUGAACUAAUUCAGAAAAUAAUAUCUCUAGAGGUUCAUGUUCAACAACUCAGAAAUGUGAUCGCAAAGAACAGUAACUCUGAUCUCCCUGUUGCCCUGAAUGCUGCGAAGAAAGAAAGAAAGUUUGAUUUUUCUAACUAUAAGAGACGACAUGUUUUACUCAAAAUAUGUUAUUUUGGAUGGGACUACCACGGUUUUGCAGUACAGGAGGACUCUGGUAAAACUAUAGAAUCAGAACUUUUCGCAGCUCUACAUAGGACCAAGCUGAUAGAAAGCAGAGAACAGAGUAACUACCAUAGAUGCGGCAGAACAGAUAGAGGAGUGUCAGCUUUUAGUCAAGUUGUAUCCUUGGAUAUAAGAACAAACUUGGCCGAAGGGGAGGGUGUGUAUGCACAAGACAGUUAUACUGGUUCACACACCAAUAUAAAGGAUACAGAGAUAGAUUACUGCCAUAUCUUGAACCGGAAUCUACCUGACAACAUCAAGGUUACAGCCUGGGCUCCAACCAACACCGUCAGCUUUAGUGCAAGAUUUGACUGCCAGAGUAGAACAUACAAAUACUUUUUCCCCCGGGGAUUGUUGGACCUCCAGAGAAUGGAGGACGGAGGUCAAAACCUCGUUGGAUCACAUGACUUCAGAAAUUUUUGCAAGAUGGACGUGAAUAACGGUGUUGUAAGCUACACGCGGCGUGUUGACGCACUAAGUGUGUCCUGCGUCCUUAAAGAGGACAAAGACAAGGACAGCCCCUACGACAUGUGUGUCCUCACAAUAGUUGGUAAAGCGUAUCUAUGGCAUCAAAUCAGACUCAUAGUCUCAGUUCUCUUCCUCAUAGGAGAAGGAAAGGAAGAUCCAAGCGUCGUCAAAGAACUUCUAGAUGUGGAAAAAAAUCCUCAGCGGCCGGCAUACGGCAUGGCCGCCGAUUAUCCUUUAAAUCUGUUCAGCUGUGAUUACGAUGGAGUGGAGUGGAAUUAUGAUCAGUUGUCCCUGGGGUUCGUGCUGAGGACCUUUCAGAAGAUGUGGGUCGAGACUAACGUUAAAUCUCAGAUGAUUCGAAGUUGUCUUGAAGACCUAGAGAAACAUGCUCAAACACCGGUUCAUGCACAAGUUGAUCCUCUUUUUGUGUUCAAGAAAGAGAAGGUAUAUACUCCAUUGUUGAAGAUGCCGAAGUGUCCCAGUCUUGAGGAUAAAAUCGUGACCGUGGCUAAGCGACGUAAACUGGACAUUGAUUAAACAAAGGAUUAUUUUCAGA